Salvelinus fontinalis (brook trout) is the source of this 605-nucleotide messenger RNA. RefSeq names its product 39S ribosomal protein L52, mitochondrial-like. The transcript is spliced from 5 exons. Lineage: Eukaryota; Metazoa; Chordata; Actinopteri; Salmoniformes; Salmonidae. Gene Ontology annotation, molecular function: structural constituent of ribosome. Gene Ontology annotation, cellular component: mitochondrial large ribosomal subunit. Gene Ontology annotation, biological process: mitochondrial translation. The record is from RefSeq and is a predicted model, not a curated record. The coding region runs from base 73 to 456 and encodes 127 amino acids.
AACUCCACAACUUAUUUGGCGUAUCUUGACCACCACCUAGUGGUAUAAAUAGUUCUCACAUAAAAAUCAAAAAUGGCGGCGCCCAUAAGGACAUUGUGCUGUACAGCUUUGAGGCAUUCCAGUCGUCUUUUUACUACUGCGUGUGGGGCACAGGCCGGAAUCAAGUGGAGGACCGAAAAUGGUCUGGCCCGCAGUGGAACAGAGUAUGGCCCCAUGACAGAUCUCCCUGACUGGUCCUUUGCAGAUGGCCGGCCUGCACCCCCCCUGAAAGGACAGCUGAGGAGAAAGCAGGAGAGAGGGACGUUAGCAAGACGUGUAGUGAAUCUCAGCUUGGAGGUGGAUAAGGGGAUGGAAGUGUGGAGGGAGAAACAGGAAGAAGCCAAAAGAAUGCAGGAACGCAAUAAAUCUCUUCUGCUUAAACCCAAAGGAAACCUUUUAUUGAAGAAAAAUAAGUAAUCACAUUUUCUGUUCUGGCCGACUUGACUUAUUGACAAAAUGGAGGAGAUUUGCGCAGUUGGUGAAUGGCGUUGUCUUUCCAUUUAUGUUUGUACUUAUUUAACCCUUUUCAAUGUUUUCUGAAAUAAAACUUGAAUGUAUAUCCACUA